CUUUGAAAGCUUACGACGCGAGACUGUAUAGGGGAAUUUAACCCCAUCUCUCUAACGUCUGUUAUGAGGUGUAGGUAGCAGAUGUUAUUGGGUUGAAAAGGAAAUGGAUAGGUUGGACGGCCCUGCGUCAUUCGUACCUUCUUAAGGAGCAUUGUAAAUGGUCACAUCUUUAAAAGCUCUUCAGGUGUUUUGGGAAGCCUUACAAUUACAUUAUCAAAUUGAGCAGAUUGGGUUUUAUAAGGUAGAGAACAGCUGCAAGGGAGGAAUAUCGGUUGUGGACUAUUCAGCACGUAGUUUAUGUUGCAGUUAUGUCUUCGUAACAAGAAACGGGGAUUGACAUUAGGAAAAUCAAUCGAGAAUCAACAAUGAUGGCUGGAAUAGUCAACACAGAGACUAAAGGCGGAUGCCUGGCCAAGAAAGCUUCCGUUUACACAGCACAGGAAAGAUUAGGAAGCGCAGCAUACGGCGGUGUAAUUCGAGCGGCUCGGAAUGCCGUUACGCAGGACAAUAUCACUACAGUUUACCUGCCUGCUCAGCCGACUAAUGUUGGUAGUAAAAUCGACAGCAGCGUUCUCAGGAAACGCACUGUGCACACAGAGGAUAUAGGCACCGGGUAUAUCAAACACGUCAUAAGGAAGGAACACGGAAAGGCUCAGAACUGGGAGAAAAGAAUAGAUGUUACGUUUACUAAAUGUGAAACGCCAGAGUCACCUGUCGACUCGCAGUCGGAAUGCGACGGAGGGGGUUGCGGAGAGGAGGACCGAUUUUCCACGCGCAGUUGUGGCGCGUGUAAACUGAACAGGAGAUCUGCCGAUACACCUUUUCUACGGAGAGUGAAAAGUGCAAACUCUGACUUCAGUCGGUACUCUUUAGCGGAGAGUUUUCCUCCACCAACACUACAGAGAACAGUUAUUAUGGAGAACAACGGUCGCACGCCGCAGAAUAUGAAGAAAAAACUUAUCAGCACGGAAAGUACGCGAAUCUGCAGCCUAAACUCUGGUAAUGCCAGAAAAUCAAGUUUAGGUGACCUUGAGGUGUCUCGAUCGAAGCAAAUGUUACUGAGGCGCAAUCAGACAGAAAUGGAUGUUCGGAUGCCUAGAAAGGGUUCUUAUGAGGACGUUUCUGUGGCCACGAGAAGGCGCCGCUACAGUGCUCACGAAAACGGCCAUAGCUUGCUCCCAAGACGAGAGGCAGAUUGCGACUCGAUAAAACUGUCAGUUAGGGCGCUGAAUACUCGGAGGGACUCCAAAGACGCUAACGGUAAACUAUCACCGCGAUCAGGAGUCAACAGGCAUCAAGCAAACGGGAAAAACGACCUGUUAAACGCACCUGAAGAUACCGAAACUCUGUCGUCUGCUAGGCCGCAAAGCGCAAGGCCAAACUUGGAAAAUGGAGACGACAAUGCACCAAACUCAUGGACAGUUGAAAAAUGCCAAAAAUGGAUGGAAACUUUACCAGAGAAAUUCUCAGGACUAAAUAACAUUCUCCUUCCACCAAUAGAUCAUGACACUGAGACGUCUUCCUUCGAUUUACCGCCCCCUGGCGGGGGAUUGGAUGAGAAUGGAGUGGGAUAGUUUUCAUAAAAGGGAACUGUCAUCUAAUAAUUUGGAUUAUUUCCUCUUGAGAUUUGAUGCAACGUAUAUAGAAUUUCACUUCGAAUUGGAAUUCAUUUUCGUACAAACUAAAAUACUUCGACAAAAAAAGAACACUUGGUACAAUUUUCUAGUCAGCUCAACGUUCAGAACAAAGUCCCACAUGCGAGACGUUCUCGGAUGAAGAUAAAGUAAACAUAUUUACUGAAGUGGCUUCUCCUGAUGUGAAUAUUAGAAACAUGAUCAUUUGGUUACCAACUUGUGAGCUCUUCUUCUAAGGCUUAGGCCAAAACAGCCAUCAGUCACGCGAAAUUGAUGCUGCCAUUAAUGGAAAAAUCCUUCGGUGCUACGUUGUACAAUGGUAGUGAAUUAUAUAUUCCAUUUUUUGUGUAUAUAUCUUUUUCCCUGUAACGCACAUGUUUAUACUGAUAUAUCAGUCAGUUAUACCAAAGAUUUCCCUUUUUGUGGAUUACCAACAAACAUUCGGAUACUCAUGUGAUUUAUUUAUU
Molecule: messenger RNA, 2101 nt
Organism: Lingula anatina
Lineage: Eukaryota; Metazoa; Brachiopoda; Lingulata; Lingulida; Lingulidae
Source: RefSeq, a predicted model, not a curated record